AUGCUCGUGGUUCUGUGGACGAUGCUAACAGCAGGCGUGAUGCGGCGUCUCUGGAUAUAUCGUAACAAGGUCAAAUACGAAGGUACUGCUGGUCCCUAUGUCCCUGUCAUGCUAGAGCUCGUCCUCCUGCAGUGGACUAUGCAAGUCCGUCGGCAUCUACAGCUUCCAACGACGCUGGACGACGAGCGAACCCAAAUCCAGACCGUCCUGCGCCAUUUUGGUCAACAUCCCAGCUACCACGGUUUCUGGUCGAAAUAUCCCCUGCACUUUUCGGUCAAUCCGCUAGUUCGGCGGUUACCGCUCAGGUGA
Messenger RNA from Aphanomyces astaci, 309 nucleotides. RefSeq lists its product as hypothetical. The record is from RefSeq and is a predicted model, not a curated record. Lineage: Eukaryota; Oomycota; Saprolegniomycetes; Saprolegniales; Verrucalvaceae. Bases 1 to 309 code for a protein of 102 amino acids. The transcript has a single exon.